AUGACGAAGAACGAUUACGAGACCUUCAAGCUGGGAGAUUGGGAGCUUCAGAGCGGGGAGAAGCUGGUCGACGCCUACAUCGCAUUCAAGACGUUUGGAGAUCCCAAGUCGCCCGCCAUUGUUUACCCCUCCUGGUUCUCAGGCCAGAUCUCCGACAAUCUCUGGUUGAUCGGAGAGGACAAAACCCUUAACCCCAAUAAAUACUACAUAAUCAUCCCCGCACUCUUCGGGAACGGCCAGUCAACAUCGCCAUCCAAUUAUCCCAUUCAAGGGCCCUUCCCAAAAUGCUCCAUCUACGACAACGUUCGCGCUCAGCAUAUGCUAGUGACCCAGCAUCUAGGCAUCCCUCAUUUACGUGCAGUGCUUGGAUGGUCAAUGGGAGCCGCGCAAAGCUUCCAGUGGGCGACACAGUAUCCCGAGUUUAUGGAUUUAGUGGUGCCAUUUUGUGGUUCAGCCAGGACGUCGCUCCAUAACCAGGUAUUCCUUGAGGGCGUGAAAAGUGCACUACUCGCAGCGAAGCACAUUUCUUCAGCGGGGUCUGGAAAUGCCGGUGUUCUCGAAGCCGGUCAGUCUGAUAGAACAUGGAGCGAGAGAGAGAAACAAAUCGGGCUGAAGGCUUUUGGUAGGGGCUAUGCUGGCUGGGGAUUUUCACAAGCAUUCUACCGGGAAAAGCUAUAUGAAAGCGUCCUCGGAUACAAAGAUCUAGAGGAUUUCAUGGUGAGCUUCUGGGAGAGCUGGGCGCUCUCGAAAGACCCAGCCAAUCUCCUGACAAUGCUGCAAACAUGGCAGAAUGGAAAUGUGGCAGAUCAAGAGCCAUACAACGGGGAUUUCGAGAAGGCCAUGGCUUCUAUCAGAGCAAAAGUCUUGGUCUUGCCUGGAAGAACCGACCUAUACUUCCCGCCCGAGGAUUCGGAGUAUGAGGUUGCCUGUAUGGCACCGGGACUUGGUGCUCUCGGCAUUUUCCCCUCGAUUUGGGGUCAUUGGGCUGGUGGUCCGGGAUUGAGUAAGGAUGAUCUCGGCUGGUUGGACAAGAAGUUGAAUGAAUUUUUUCACGGGGAAACCUCUUCUGUCAGAGAAACAUUGGGGGAGAAGCUCAAGUCUAUGACCUUGGGAGGGCACUAGUAAUGAUUAAGGUGGAUCCAAGCAGCAAGUAAUAAGUUAGU
Molecule: messenger RNA, 1163 nt
Organism: Aspergillus fijiensis CBS 313.89
Lineage: Eukaryota; Fungi; Ascomycota; Eurotiomycetes; Eurotiales; Aspergillaceae
Product: homoserine acetyltransferase family protein
Exons: 6
Coding region: 1-1122 (373 amino acids)
Biological process (GO): biosynthetic process
Molecular function (GO): acyltransferase activity, transferring groups other than amino-acyl groups
Source: RefSeq, a predicted model, not a curated record